AUGUUUUCAGGUCUCCGCGGUCCGGGGAUGAUCUUCCUCCAGAUCCUCCGUGGCUUUACCAUUAUUGGUCUUCUCGCCGCUGUCGUGGCGUGCUGGACUCUUAUCAUCAAGAUCGACACCUCCAACGGAUGGUUCUUCUUUGACGCCACCUCUCUCUUUUUCACCAGCACGGCCGCCGUCUUCCUCAUCGUCUCCGAGCUUCCCAUUGCCAAGUCGUACUUCCGUCAGACCUGGCCUGUCCUUUCUGAGCAUCAUGGCCUUACCUGGCUCGGUGUCGCCAUGAUCCUCAUCGGCUGCAACGUCCUGGGAAAGCUGAACCAGUCCGCCAACUCUGCCGACAACCUCGGACUCCCAUUUUGGCGACUUGUCCUGGCUGCUGGUAUCCUCAGCCUCACCUUUGGUGUCGUGAACAUCAUUGCCUCCCUCAUCUUCCGCGAUUCGGCCAACGGCAUCAACGCACGCAUCGUCCGAAUCGAGGGCGAGCUCGCGACGAGCCGCGAUGACGAGUCCUUCCACAAGCCUAUGUCCAGCCGCAGCAGCUCCCUUAAUGAGAAGCCUGGUGCUAAGUUCAUGUCGGUCUUUUGGAAGAACCGUGGCAAUAAGAACGCCUCCACCAGACCCAACAUCAGCCAGCCCAUCCCUCGCGACGUCGAUGUCGAGCGCAACGCUGGUCCUCACUUCGACCACAGCCACAUCAACGGAGAUAACGACUACGAGGAAGAGCGCCGCAGCCCCAUCGUGCCCACUGUUCGACGUCCCGACACGGCUCUCCACCCCAUGAACAAUGGUCGCCGCAGCAGCUAUUACUCUGAGGCGCACAUGUCGCGGUUCUAG
This is a messenger RNA of Fusarium keratoplasticum, 834 nucleotides long. RefSeq lists its product as uncharacterized. NCBI's taxonomy places the organism in Eukaryota, Fungi, Ascomycota, Sordariomycetes, Hypocreales, Nectriaceae. The record is from RefSeq and is a predicted model, not a curated record. The coding region runs from base 1 to 834 and encodes 277 amino acids. The transcript has a single exon.